This is a messenger RNA of Hyaena hyaena (striped hyena), 3705 nucleotides long. It is a transcript of the gene FOXJ2, whose product is annotated as forkhead box J2. Gene Ontology annotation, cellular component: nucleus. Gene Ontology annotation, biological process: regulation of transcription by RNA polymerase II. The record is from RefSeq and is a predicted model, not a curated record. The transcript has 11 exons. The coding region runs from base 1143 to 2813 and encodes 556 amino acids. Gene Ontology annotation, molecular function: DNA-binding transcription factor activity, RNA polymerase II-specific; RNA polymerase II cis-regulatory region sequence-specific DNA binding. NCBI's taxonomy places the organism in Eukaryota, Metazoa, Chordata, Mammalia, Carnivora, Hyaenidae.
GGAGCCGGGGCCUGCAGCGGAGCCGAGCCGAGCCCGAGCCCGAGCCGAGCCCUGACACCGUCCGUCCGCCUCCUGGCUCCCCCGGAGCCCGGACUGGCCGGAGCCCGAGGGCUGGCAGCGCCGGGGGCCUCACGCGCCGGAGGGAGCGGACCGGACGGGACGGGACUAGAGGAGGCGCUGCGGCCGCAGCAGCCGGGGACCGGAGUCGGGGAGCCGCGGCCUCCCGGACCCUGCUGCCCAGGCCGGCCCCGGGAGAGCGGGGAGUAGGGAAGCCCCACCCUCGGGGGCGCCCCCGGAGCGGAGGCGGGGGCGGGGACGGGGAGCAGCCUCCCUGCCCGCCGGAGGGACGACCCUCACCACUCGGGCGAGGCAAGGAAGAGACCCCUGGAGGGGAGCGUCUGCCCUUCCCAGAGGCGAGGGGAACCCCCACCCCGGCCCGGGGACAGACCUGCAGAAGUAGAAAGGGGUGAUCUCGCUGGAGGAAGCCGAGCGAGCGAGCCCGCCCUCCGAACGCACACUCUCCGCAGUUCAGCACUUCGGAGGCGGAGAGACAAGGGGGCGAUGCCUGUGGAGUAGGCGCCCCCCAGCCUGUCCAGUACUCACGGGGAGAGGGGUCCUUACACUCAGAAGCAGGGGACCCUCCAGGGAAAGAAGAGGACUCGGCUCUCGGCCUCUCAGGAGAGGGAGGAACUCCCCCUCAACUUCCUCGUACCCAGACAGUGGAACGGGGCAAAGCCCCUCGGCUCCGGGCUCCGGCACACAGAAGGAGCCCUCCGCUCCCGCAAGAUCCACUUUGGGGGGGAGGGGGACUCCCCCAAAGGGGAGGAGACAACUCCUGGUUGGGAGAGGCUCCUCCCCUCCUCCCCAGGGGAACCGGCGGGGUGUGGGGGGUGUGCCAACUGCCCCAGGUAGGACCUCCAUCUCCUCCCCCGCCUCCCCCUCCGCCUCCCUCCGCCCCUCACCCUCAGGGGACCCGGUUCCCCUCCCCAGCGUGGGAUGCUCAGCGAAGUACCGGAAGAGCCACUGAGGAUGAGACUCUUCAUCCGCCUUUGAAGAGGGGAGCCCCUCCACCCCCAAACUCCAGUACCAGGUGGUUCCCUCCCUUUGCCGGGGGGGCCUUGGAGACAGAACCCAGAAGUACCAUGGCUUCUGACCUUGAGAGCAGCCUCACCUCCAUAGACUGGCUGCCGCAGCUGACCCUCCGAGCUACCAUCGAGAAGCUUGGGAGCGCCUCGCAGGCCGGGCCUCCAGGCGGCGGCCGCAAGUGCCCGCCGGGCUCGCCCACAGACCCGAAUGCCACCCUGAGCAAAGAUGAGGCGGCCGUCCACCAGGACGGCAAACCGCGGUACAGCUACGCCACCCUCAUCACCUAUGCCAUCAACUCCUCUCCCGCCAAGAAGAUGACCCUCAGCGAGAUUUACCGCUGGAUCUGUGACAACUUCCCCUAUUACAAGAAUGCCGGCAUUGGCUGGAAGAAUUCAAUUCGGCACAACCUUUCUCUCAACAAGUGUUUCCGGAAGGUGCCCAGACCUCGGGAUGACCCUGGGAAGGGCUCUUACUGGACAAUCGACACUUGCCCUGACAUCUCCCGAAAGAGAAGGCACCCUCCAGAUGAUGAUCUGUCCCAGGACUCACCGGAACAGGAGGCAAGCAAGAGCCCACGGGGAGGCGUCCCAGGGAGCGGAGAAGCCUCACUGCCUUCCGAGGGCACUCCGCAGAUGUCACUUCAGAGCCCCGCGUCGAUCACCAGCUACAGCCAGGGCACUGGGUCUGUGGAUGGUGGAGCUGUGGCGGCAGGGGCCCCAGGCCGAGAAAGCACAGAGGGUCCUCCUCCCCUGUAUAACACCAACCAUGACUUCAAAUUCUCCUACUCAGAGAUCAACUUUCAGGAUCUAAGCUGGUCCUUUCGCAACCUCUACAAAUCCAUGCUGGAGAAAUCCUCCUCCUCUCAGCAUGGCUUUUCGUCUCUCCUGGGGGACGUGCCGCCCUCUAACAACUACUACAUGUACCAGCAGCCGCCGCCCCAGCAGUCCCAGGCGCAGCCGCAGCAGCAGGCCCCGGCCCAGGGACCCUCGGCUGUUGGGGCUGCACCUCCGCUGCAUACUCCAAGCCCGGAGGGUUGUACCCCCCCGGGGGGGAAGCAAGCUGGGGCUGAAGGCUACGGGCCCCCCUCUGUGAUGGCCAUGCACCCACCCCCCCUGCAGCACGGAGGCUACCGCCCGCAGCAACACCACCCCCACGCCCACCCUGCCCAGCAGCAGCCGCCGCCCCCACAGGCCCCAGGCCAGGCUCCUGUGAACAGUCCAGGCUUCGCCUUUCCUCCUGACUGGUGCUCCAAUAUCGACUCCUUAAAGGAAAGCUUUAAGAUGGUAAAUCGGCUCAACUGGUCCAGCAUUGAGCAGUCACAGCUCUCAGAACUGAUGGAGAGUCUGCGACAGGCGGAGCAGAAGAACUGGAGCCUUGACCAGCAUCACAUCGCCAACCUGUGUGACUCUCUCAACCAUUUCCUUACUCAAACUGGUCACGUGCCCCCCCCGGGGGCCUCCCACCGGCCACCAGCCUCUGCCCGUAUUGCUGACUCCUGUGCCCUCGCCAGUGGCAAACAAGAGCCAGCCAUGAACCAAGUGAACUCUUAUGUGCACCCACAAGCCCCCCACCUCUACCCUGGCCCAUCACCAAUGUACCCAAUCCCCACCCAGGACUCAGCAGGAUACAAUCGCCCAGCACACCAUCUGGUCCCUCGGCCGCCGGUGCCGCCUCCGGGGGCCAGUGAGGAAAUCCCUGAUGAGUUCGACUGGGACUUGAUCACCUAGGGCACUGCGGAGUGUGGCCACGCGCCUGAGGCUGGGUGGUGCAGCCUGGCGGCGGGACAGACCAGCCCCAGCCCAUCCCUUCCUCCUUGCUGUAUAUAGUUAUAUAUCCUCUUUUUCUCUUGCUCUGUGACAGAAGCCACCACAAGAUGCUGCCGAAGAUAACCCCCCCUUUCCUGCCUCCUUCUUCCUCUUUCUUCUUGGUUUUUCCCCCCAAUUCUUUUAUUAUUAUUCUAUUAUGGUAUUAUUAUUAUUAUUGUUAUUAUUAUUAUUGGUCAUAUGCUGCCCCCGGUCUCCUGUCCCAGCCGCACAGACCAUGUCCACCCCUCGCUAAUUUAAAAUCAUCUGGCUGGAAGGGGAGGCCCCGAUGGCUCCCGAGAAGGGUUUCGAACGUUGCUGUACUUUUCUCUUUGAGAAACUCGAUGCCAAUCCCACCUUUCGGCCCUAAAUUGUUUCCUGUUCCUGUCAGUUCAGUCCAGUACUAAAGAAGCCACCUUAGUAAGUUAAGGGGAUCUAAAACACGGCUUGGCGGCCAUGAAUUUGCGGGUUUUACUCAAUGGUGCUACUUUUGUCCUCUGAGCUCUUCCUCAUCCGUUUAUAUCUCCAGUCCUUCCUUCUGCCAAUCCUUGCGUCCCCGUCAAGGGUAAGAGUGAUGGCAGUGGUGCUGGAGGGUGACGGCAAAGUCCCAGUGGAACAAGAGGUCUGGGUUGGGUCGAGUCAAGUACUGUAGAGGGACAAUAGAAUACAAACCAGUCAGAAAGCGAGUAUAUGCUACUAGAAUCUUCCAUUGGCUCAUUCCUAGCCCCCUCUCUCUAUUGGGGAUAGAGUUGGUCUUAGCCAGAACUCUGCUUUCUACCCUUCAGUGUAGGUCGGGCUUUUAGGAGAUGGCUUCAAU